GUCGCCAAACAAAAUUCCAGCCCCUUCAGUUCACAUCGGACCCUUCCCCAGUGCGUUGCGUGCGGACAUCUUAUCACGAAAACAGUGUUUUUGAUAAAAAUCGAGUGUUUUAUUCUGUGUUCUGUGAUAAAAAACCGUGCAGUGAUUGAAUACCGCCAACUAUUUUGACAGCCAUGUUUGCAGUUUCCCGCCAAUAGAUAAUAAGCAGCGAUGGCGCCGACCACAAUGUUUCUAACCUAAACGCGUCACAAAACCGUUACAAAAAUUACCGCGAAACACCGCGCCAUUUUGUUCUUGUACGCCAUUUUGUCCAAGAUGGCGUCCAAAAGCGUGAUCCGUUCGUUGUUCGUCGGGAUAGUGGUGUUGUUUGUGGCGAGUGUGAGAGAGAGCUCCGCGCAAUGCCCCUGGGCUUGCACGUGUCAGAGCGAGACAGUUGAUUGCUCUCACCGCGGGCUUUUUCAAGUGCCCAAGCAUCUGCCGGCUGAUGCUGAGCGAAUAGAUCUGCAAGGGAACAACAUAACCAUCAUUUUCCAAAGCGACUUUCAACAUUUGAAAUCGUUGAAAAUACUACAACUAUCAGAGAACCAAAUACACACGAUCGAGAGAGACGCCUUCUUGGAACUCAACAACUUGGAGCGACUGAAACUCAACAAUAAUCGGCUUGGCCACAUUCCAGAUGGUCUGUUUCUGAGGUUGAGACACUUGCAGCGAUUGGACCUGAGUCGCAACGAGCUGACCGCGGUGAGUCGGCGCGCGCUCCGCGGACUGUCGGCUGUGAGGAGCGUGCACCUCGACUCGAAUAAACUACGCUGUGUGGACGAGAAGGCCCUGGAGCAGCUGAAGAGCUUGGAUACUUUGACCCUAAACAACAACAACCUGACCUACUUACAACUGGAGCCCGCUUCCGUAGCCCGUCUCCGCUCGCUGCGUCUCGCCGACAACCCGCUGGUGUGUGACUGUCGCGUGGCCAGGCUGGCAGCCGCUGUCAGGGCUGAUGCUGGACUGAGUCUCACUGCUAGGUGUCAAGCCCCAGCUGCCUUCAAGGGCGCUUUGCUGAGCGACUUAGAGGCUCAUGAGCUUGUUUGCAAUGGUCCAACCACAACUAUCGGCGAGUGUUCAGCCGAGCCGCGCUGCCCCGUGCCGUGUCGCUGCACCACCGAGGGAACAGUCGACUGUCGCGAGAAACUGCUGACGGCUAUGCCACAGCAUAUCCCGCAUAAAGCUACUGAGAUCCGCCUAGAACAGAACGAGAUAACCGAGGUGGGCGCGGGGGCGCUGGCGGGGGUGAAGCGGGUGGCGCGGGUGGACCUGUCCAACAACAAGAUCACUACCAUAGCCAGUGAUGCUUUCACUGGGCUGACGCAUUUGACUUCUUUGGUGCUUUACGGGAACAAGAUCAAGGACCUGCCGUCCGGGAUCUUCCACGGGCUCGCGUCUCUGCAACUAUUGUUACUAAACUCGAACGAGAUCACAUGCAUACGAAAAGACACUUUCAGGGAUCUGAACAACUUGAAACUACUGUCUCUAUACGACAACAACAUUCGACACAUUCCGAACGGGACAUUCGACACUCUCACUGGCAUACAGACACUGCACUUGGGUCGCAACCCGUUCUCGUGCGACUGUUCGCUGCGCUGGCUCGCGGCCUAUCUCCGUAAGAACCCCAUCGAGACUUCGGGGGCCAAGUGUGACUCGCCGAAACGACUGGCGAGGAAACGGAUUGACGCUUUGAGGGAAGAGAACUUCAAGUGCAAAGGCGGCGAGGAGCCCCCCAUGUCGUGUGCGUCGGCCAUCGCCUGCCCCACCGGCUGCACUUGCGAGUCUGCCUCUAGGUAUGUAAAAAUGUCAGUGACGGUGACUUGUGCGCGGGCGCUGCUUCGCGACGUGCCCAGAGAUCUGCCGCAGAACGUCGAAGCUCUGAUAAUGCCGGGCAACAGCCUCGGUCAGAUCAAGUCGGACGGUCUGUUCGGCCGCCUGCCCGACCUCACCAAGCUGGACCUGCGAGACAACGGCAUCACAGUCAUAGAGGACAACGCGUUCGACGGCGCGGCCAGCAUCCAGGAGCUGCUGCUGGACGGCAACCAGCUGCGAACACUCGGGGACAGGAUGUUAUUGGGACUGCAUAGCCUGGCUACACUAUCGUUGAGCAACAACAAGAUCACGUGCAUCACGCCGGGGGCCUUCGACCACCUCUCCCUGCUUACUAAGAUUAACCUAGAGUCCAACCCGCUCCACUGCUCGUGCCACCUGUCCUGGCUGCCGGCGUGGCUGCGCGGCCGGGAGGCGCGCGCCGCCUGCGCCUCGCCCGAGGCUGUGGCGCGCGCGGCGUUGCAGGAUCUUAGCACACAGGACUUUAAGUGCACAGCGGAAGACAGGGGCUGCCUGCCCGCGGAGGCGUGCCCGACCAACUGCACGUGCGCCGGCGCGGUCAUACGCUGCGCCCGCGCCGGCCUGCGCGCGCUGCCGAGCAACAUACCGAGAUAUACUACUGAACUCUACCUAGAAUCCAACGACAUCACCCACAUCUCGCCGUCCCAGCUCCGCCACCUGACCCAGCUGACCCGGCUCGACUUGUCCAACAACCGGGUGACGGUGCUCGCUAAUGGAACCUUCGAGGGGCUGAGCAAGCUGUCCACGCUAAUCGUGAGCUAUAAUCAGCUCACUUGUGUGCAGCGCGACGCCCUGAAAGGCCUGCGUCAACUGCGAGUCCUGUCCCUCCACGGCAACAACAUCUCCAUGCUGCAGGAGGGGGUCUUCCGAGACUUGGAGUCCAUCUCGCAUGUCGCUCUCGGCUCCAACCCACUCUACUGCGACUGUUCCCUCCGCUGGCUGUCGCUGUGGGCGCGCGAGGCGGGCGAGUACGUGGAGCCGGGCACCGCCCGCUGCGCCGCGCCGCCGCCCAUGCAGCACAAGCUCAUACUGAGCACGCACGCCGACGCUUAUACUUGCACUGGCAAACCGCCGCCAGACGUCCUCUCCAAAUGCGACCGCUGCGUGACGUCACCAUGCCAGCACGGGGGCACGUGUCGAGCUCAUGCAGAGACAUUUACUUGCGAAUGCGAGCGUGGUUACCAUGGCAACGUGUGUCAACACCAGAUUGAUGCUUGCUACGGCAGUCCGUGCGAACAUGGCACUUGUAUGUUACUGGAGGAGGGACGGUUUAACUGCACCUGCCAACCCGGCUACACGGGGCUCCGGUGCGAGACCAACAUCGACGACUGCGCCGCUCACGCCUGCCAGAACAACGCGACCUGUCUCGACCUGCCGCAGGGGUACCGGUGUCUGUGCGCGCCAGGGUUCACGGGAGAAUUCUGCGAGACCAAGAUCCCGUUCUGCACCCCCGCAUUCUACCCGUGCGCCAACGGGGCGGUCUGCACCGACCACUACAGCCACUACACCUGCACCUGCCCUAAAGGAUACUCCGGGGAGAACUGCACGGUCAACGCCGACGACUGUGUAAACCAUAUGUGUCAGAACGGCGCCCGUUGCGUGGACGGCCUCGACGAGUACACCUGCUCGUGCCCACCGGGACACGCCGGCCGCUACUGCGAGGCGGCUCCCCACGCCGCGUUGGGGACGUCGCCUUGUGCGCAGCAUGAAUGUGUGCAUGGGGUGUGCUAUCUGCCGCAGAGGAAACUGGAGGCGCAAGACGACAUAAUGCUGGAGCGGCCGCGGCUGCUCGCCGCCAACGACUACCUGUGCAAGUGCGCGCCCGGCUACUCCGGUCGUUUCUGCGAGUACCUGACGUCGCUCACGUUCAACCACAACGACUCGCUGGUGGAGCUCGAGCCGCUGCGGACCAAGCCCGAGGCCAAUGUCACACUAGUAUUCAGCACCACCCAAAAGCACGGCAUCCUGAUGUACUUCGGGGACGCGGAGCACCUCGCCGUGGAGCUGUUCAACGGACGCGUCCGGAUCAGCUACGACGUGGGGAACCACCCCACCUCCACUAUGUAUAGUUUCGAGAUGGUAUCGGACGGAGCGUACCACAAGGCGGAGCUGCUGGCUGUCAAGAAGAACUUCACACUGAGGGUGGACGACGGGCCCGCCAGGUCCAUCAUCAACGAGGGCCCCAAGGAGUUCCUUCGCCUGGAGCGCCCGAUGUACAUCGGCGGCGCACCGCUAGACGUCGCCACCAACGCCUUCAACAAGUGGCAUCUGCGGAACAUCACCAGCUUCAAAGGCUGCCUAAAAGAGGCAUGGAUCAACCACAAGCGAGUGGACUUUUUGAACGCCGCACGCGCGCCGCGCACCGCGCCCGGCUGCGGGGACGACGAGCCCCCCGCGCCGCCCCCCGCGCGCCCGCUUCAAGAUGAUAAACACGCUCCGGACCCAUGCGUACCCAACCCGUGCGCGCGCGGCGGCCGCUGCGUCCGUGAGGACGGCUCCUCUUCAGACUACACGUGCAAGUGUCAACCAGGGACUAGGGGAGCGCAGUGCGAACUGCUGGCUAGCAUCGGUGGUGCUGCGGUGAUCCCGUUCGCGCGCCCCUCCCCCCCGAGCAAGCAGGACGACUACCCGCAGACCCCGGCCAACAAGAACGCUUGCAGAAAGGAAGCAACCCGCGAAUACAUAACCGAAGGCGCGUGUCGCUCGCGGCGCCCCGUGCGCGCAGCCCGCUGCGCCGGCGGCAAGGCGGCCUGCGGGAGCCAGCAGUGCUGCGCGCCCAGGAACACUAAGAAGAGGAAGGUCCGCCUCCUGUGUCCAGACGGCACCCGCUACACUAAAGACAUCGAGAUAGUGCGCAAAUGCGCGUGUAGACGCAAAUGCAAACGCGCAUCCCCCUUCCCGUAAGGAGUUUAGAAGCGGAAAAGAUUUUUCUCACCCUUGCAGUAAGGGGAGUGAAGGGGUUCCGAAUUUUGAAGUUAUUUUUCACACGUACCUACAGUAGAAACCAUUUUUUAAGCAUACGACGUAGAUAAAAUAUGAUUGCGUAAAGACGAAUAAGACUAUUUUCCGUGUAGCUGUCUCUAAUGCCAUCUAUCGUUAGUAAUUUGUCUACUAACGCCAUCUAUGGAGCGGCAGUGGAACUUCGUUCAUAAGACGAACGUAGAAAUGUUUCAUAUAUGAAAAAGCCAAGACAACAACAGUCGCAAAAAUAGUUUUUUUUUAACAUACCAUUGAACAAAUUAGUUAUGUUGUACCUCUCUUUAUAAGUUUAGUUUUGUAGGUGGAGUCUUGAAGAAAAAAUUAAUAUUCAUAAUACAUAAUGCCCCAUAUAGAUAAUAUUGGCAAAUAAUUAAAUUUAAGUUUAAAAGUUUUAAUAUUAUUACUUAAACUAUACCUCACUUAUAAAAUAUGGCUUGUUGUAUAACCAAAUUUAAUGUAAAAUUUAUAAAAUAUCAAUUUAGAAAAAGCAGUGCCAUUUGAUAUAAUACCUAAUAGCAAAACCAAAAUUCUACCACCAUUAUAGAAAUGGUAGUUUCUUUAUAUAAAACUAUGGUAGUCUUAUACAAAUUUUAGACUGGUAAUACAUAAAAAACAGGGCUUUAGAUCAUCGAUACAACAUGUAGAGACAAUAAUUUACAACAAAAAAAAAUACCUGGUUUUUGACAUCAUUUGAUAGUUGUAGGUCCCAUAAUUUAGGUUUAUUUCCACCAUCACAAAAAUAUUACGAGUAUUUUAUGGUAUUUACAUACCAGAUAAUAAGAAUUCUGACAUGGAAAAGGCAAAAAUCAUUUACUAGACUGAGAAAACCACGAGUUUAAGAAAUAUGUGCCUAAAAACCAGCUUAUUUACAUAAUUAUGGCCUAAUAUUCUAGAUUUGUACCAUAACAUACCUACAUAGAAUUAGAAAAAUAAAUUUGUAUAAAAUUCCACUACAUAGCCCUUUUAUGGGUAUUUUUGUCUUUGCCCUUCUAACUAAAUACUGCUGUUUUUAGGCCAAAUGACGUUUGGCAAAAAUAAUAUUCUUGUGUUCAAUACAAAUUUAUGUAUAAUUAUUAGGUACCUAAAGUAUAUUUAUUUUUAGUUAAUUGUUUAUUACAAUUUAGGCGAUGCUAAUAUUAUGAAAUCCAAAAUGUGUGAGUUUGCCUAACUUUUGUAGAUAAGAUUAAGUUAAAAACAUUUACUUGCCAGCUCUCUUAAUCUAAGUUUAAUUUAAGUUGUGUUGCCAUGUAUGAAAUGUCAAAUCUAGACUGACAUUUUGUGUAUAAUAUUUUUUUACGUAUUUAUUGAGAUUUUGUUGGCUAUUAUUUAAUAGCUAAGAAGUAUUAUAUUGUAAAUUGUAUUUUAGGCAUUUUAGAUCUAACUGUAUCUUUAAUCAUCUUUAGAGGCAAAUUAAAUUAAGUGUUUUUAGAUAUCCCACUUAAAAUUUAUACCUACCUACUUUAUACUGAAAAUGCAUUCCUUCUCAACUUUGUACCUAAUAUUUAUUUCUGCCAUUUGGCAACUAGAGUUUUCUACCAUAACUAAGUUAGAUUUUGGUUGUUUCUACUGAUUUUGAAUAUAUAAAGUUUAAGUGAUUCUGGACAACGCAUUUACCGACCUAACGCAUAUAAUAUCAGUAUUAACUAAUGAGGGUUCUACCAAGCUCUUUCUAUCCCAGUAUCGCCAUGGUAAAAAAAACUUGGUAGAAAAUUAUUAAAAUAUUUUAGAUGUAAUGAGAUGAUCAAUGUCUAUUAGCUCUAAGUUAUGAUUUCCUGCCGAGGUUUUUGCAAAAAAUAUUAAAACCUACAUUUUACUCUAAAAAUAUGAUUGUUUAAUACUUAACAGUAUGUAUUUGAUACUCUAUAAAACACCAUCGGAUUUUAAAAAUAACGUUCAAAUACUAAUAUUUUUUGCAAAUACUCUUAUGGGAAUUAUAAUAUCAUGUUUUGCUUAAGCAAGGAUGUUCGAGUGAGUAAAAAGGCUUUUGAGAAAAAUGUGAAGCGCUUUCUUAUAAUUAUUGUGUUUAAUAAUAAUAAUUAUUGACUAUAAACUUUAUAAUUUAUUGAUGUAAUAAAGAAAGAUGUUAGAUAA
Molecule: messenger RNA, 6960 nt
Organism: Plutella xylostella (diamondback moth)
Lineage: Eukaryota; Metazoa; Arthropoda; Insecta; Lepidoptera; Plutellidae
Source: RefSeq, a predicted model, not a curated record